Messenger RNA from Strigops habroptila (Kakapo), 10007 nucleotides. RefSeq names its product cilia and flagella associated protein 54 (gene CFAP54). The coding region runs from base 30 to 9587 and encodes 3185 amino acids. The record is from RefSeq and is a predicted model, not a curated record. The transcript has 70 exons. Lineage: Eukaryota; Metazoa; Chordata; Aves; Psittaciformes; Psittacidae. Gene Ontology annotation, biological process: cilium assembly.
GCGCGUUCCCGGCGCGGCCGGACCGGAGCAUGGCGGAGCUCGCCGGGCCGCCGUUUCCCGCCUCGGUCCCGCAGCCCCUACCAGCCUCUUUCUUCGGGGCCGUGGCGCCGGGCAACCCGGUGGUGGACAGAUUCGAGGCCGAGCUGCGGGACGCCCUGGGCCUCCUCCGGCGGCUGGGAGGCGCGGGCGAGGCCAAGCCGCAGCAGCACAACCUGCACCGCCACGGAGCAAAUACUUUGUUUAAUAUUUGGAUCAAAUAUAAGCCUCGAUUGCCAGAGUGGUAUUACAAUGAAAAACUUCUGAAAGUUGGUGAUUCCCUUGCUCAGAUCAAAGAAUAUAAGUUGGCACUUCUACAGUGCUAUGGAAGAUAUCUUCAGCAGUUCAUUUCUGUAAACCUGGAUGAUAUCACAGAUGAUGUGCAUCAAUUUAAAUCCACCUUUUUUCCACAUGGUUUCAGAGACAAAAAUGCAGCUCUUACGUUCCAUGCUUUGCAAGAGAGAAAUGUUUGCAUUUAUCAGAUGGUUUGCAGCAGCGACAGAAAUCUCCAGAAUCAAGAAUCCCUGCAGACUUGCUUCAAUGUCUUGUCCUCAAUACGACUCAUUAUGCAAGUGGCUCUACCUCAGGAGAAUUUGUGUUGGCUAAUCUACAAUGGUACUGUUCAGAUUUACACCAUAUGCAGACAUUUGAUGAUGAUAGGUCAGUCUGCUAAGGUCCUGGAAUACUUACUGUGGGCCAGUAUAUGUAUGGAAUCAUCCAUUCCGCUCUUAUCUGUACAUUAUUUAACAUGGAGAGCCACCUUAUAUACUGCAGUUUCUCAGUGUUAUUUUGAUUGUCAAGACGGCAUCCAUGGAGAGAUAUUUGCUCGCCGUGGUCUGAUUAAAAUUGAUGAACUGAAGCAAUUGGAAAAUAUCAGUUCUUCGCUGGAAAAUUCAGAGACAAAAAAGAUUUUUAGAGAGGCCACUGUAAAGAUGUCAGUAAUGAUAUUCAAGAGAGCAGUAUAUGAACCCAGAAGAAAGCAAAAAACCGACUUUCGACCUAAGUUAAGAGUUAACCUGAAAGAAACACAAAAUUUGCCAUGGCCUCGCACUACUACCGAACAGCUGCUGACAGAAAUGUUUGAUGGUGUUGCAGCUCAGUUCCUUGCCAUCCUGGAAUCUCUGUCUGAUAGUAGCAGGGGGGUGUGUCAUCCUGCUCCACCUGUUCCAGAUGAAAUUGAAAUUCGUGAAGUCAUUGCAGAGCUUUUUUUUGCAGGCCUGGAAAUCCUCUCAGGUGGAGUGACUGGUACUGGUGUUCAAGGAAAUAAUUUUGGUAUAAUUAAUGCAUCAUCAACCCUUCUGCAGCUGAUACUAACAGGAGAAAAGGGGGUGUCUGGAGAUGCUGCUGUGAAAUUCAUAAAACUAGCUUACAGCUAUGAAAAAUGGGACGUGUUUGCUUCUGCUGUUGAAUUUGUUGCUAAUUUUCUUCAGGCUCAAGAUGAUCCAACAUGGAAGAAAGCUGAAAUGGAGCUCAAACUUCUUACACUGAUGCAAUCUUUACGAUUUCCAAGAAAAUUUAAGCGUGAUUUUUCUGUUAGUGAAAGUAAUACCAAAGAAGCUAAGAUGCCUGAUGGUUCUGAAAAGAAGCAAACAUUUACGAGGGGUUCCUUAAAGCAUGGAGAGCCUUCUCAUGACCUUAUCAUUUUAGCAACAACACUGUUUUCCUGUGUCUCCACAUCUAAGCAGAAUAUCCAACCUGAUGAAGAAAUACUUAUUGAUGUAAUAAUGUUUUUGUGGCAGAAGUGUAAAUCAGGACUUCUGCAAAUCCAAAUGAGUGGAAAUGACUACUUGAAAUAUAUCCACAAAUACAAAGCUUACCAGUGGGUUCAUAUACUCUGGAUAAUAAAUGAAGUAAUUCAGAAGAGCAGCAUAGCAAACUCUAAUGUUGUAAUGCUUGCAGAGGUAACCUUACGUCUAACUGCAAUAUUGGAAAAUGUAGCUGAUUCUGCAAGUAAAUCUAAGAAAAAAGCAGGAAAAAGAAGUGCCUCUCUCUUGCAAGAUGAAACCUGUGAUAUGCCUGAAAUACUGAUGAAAAGUUCUACAGAACAAUUACAAAUUGCUUAUGAAAUUCUUGAAAAAGCAAUUGAUGGAAUGAACACAUCUCACUUAAUGACCCUUCUACCAGAUGGAAAGUCGAUAUUUGACAACUGCUGUACAAAGGUGGACUCAAAUGAUCAGAAUUUGAAUUCUGUUUUGGGAUGUGCUAGUGAUAACACAGGAACAGGUAAUAGUUUUGUAAUGGAUUUACACUUGGAGCUCAUUCAGGCUCAACAUCGAGUAUCUGUGAAACUUCUUAAAAUAACACAAGAUGCACAAAAGGAUGGCGGAAAUCGUAAGUCUAGCAAGUUUCAUGUGAAGGAUAUUAAAGAUUUCCAUUAUUUAACAGAGGAACUUGUAAUGGGAAAAAUAAAGAAGAAUAAGCUAUCCAGAGCAAUCUUUUUGAUGCAAAAGGCUGUACAGAAGUUCCCUAAAGAGUUAACCACUUCUUCCCAAAGUCAGCUACUGGAGGAAGCACGAACUUUAAUUGAGCAAGUUGAAGCUGAACAAAGUGCAUUGUAUCACAGUCUCAAAGAAGCUAUGAGCAGCAAGAAAAAAAGCAGGACUCCUCCUCCUCCUCUAUUACUUUCUAGAUCACAUUGCUCCAUGACAUUUAAACCAGCCCCAUUCUCUUCAGAUAUUCAGGGGCUGACAUACUCCUGGUUACCCUCUGAAGCAAUGCAAGGAUGUUGCAUCAUGUGGUGCAAGAAGGUUUCGUGGUACAGUAUUUUUGGUUCUAUAGCAGGAGGAAGUAAUGUGAAAGUAAGGUUAAAUAAUGGUAAACUUCAAAAUGCAGGAGAACAGAUACCAGCUGAUGGGAAAAGCCUCUUGGAAAUACAAGGCUUAGAACCCAAUGAGAAAUACGUAUUUGCAGUUGCAGCGUAUUCUUCUGAUGGAAAACUUAUUGGUGAUGCCAUUGGGGAAAUGACUAAGCCAAUCCUUGCUUAUCAACCUCUUUCUGUUACUACUGUUCGAGCCUAUCUAACUCAGGUAGCCUAUCAGACGGGCAACUAUACUUUAGCCAGAGAAGCAUUUUCACCAAUGUGGGAUUAUUUUGUUUCACAUUCUUCUCUACUGCCUGCCAAUGCAGCUGUUAUUUCUGCAAGUAGUAAUUUGACUAUAGCUGAAAACAGGUUACGUUUUGAAGCUGUAUCUCAGAAUUCUCUUAUUACCUUGAAACUCUUUCUGAGGAGUAUAUUUGUUUAUUGUGACAUUAGUGUCAUGGAAAGAGCACUCUUCUGUGAUUCCAUCUGUUCCCAUGAGAUACUUUAUAAGGAACAAGUUGCUAGAUUAGCAGAAUGUGAAAGAAUGACCAUGGCAAUUGAGCUUAGCAUUUGGUUGAAUGAUGCAAGUUACACCCUACAGUCUGUUGUACAAUGUUAUGGUCUCCUUGCUCCAAUUAUUUAUCACCAGAUUUCUUCAGUGCCAGUAGUUCAGAUCGUCAUUAAGUGCUUGGCUGUCCUUCAAGAAAUUCCAAGUGCUACUUUGCAGAGGACGCAGGCAGGAUGUUAUGAGAGUAUUCAGCAUAUGAUAGCUUGUACUUCAUUUUAUACAGCAAAGGUACUGCGUUCGUGGAAAGAAUAUGAACUAGCAGUAAUUAUAGUUAACUACGGGAAAAAGUUGUUGAAUUGCUCACCAACCUCAUUCUGCCCCUCCGGAGCUAUGAAAACUGAAGAAACACACUAUGACAAAGAAUUUAAAACCACUUCUGCAAAGACAUCGCAUUUAGCUGCAAUGGAAAAAGCAACAGAAAAUCUAAAUGCUCUUGAAUCACAUCUCCUCAGACUGACAAAACCAGCUCGUGGAUCACAGCUUACAGGAAAAGAAGAUCCUUUGUUACUCCACCCUGUAAUUUCAUGUUGGACAUCAACCAGUGCUUAUCAAGAAGUGGUAAAAUUCAGAAACAAUCCACGUUUUCUUGAGUUCUUUGUUCAAGUUUUGCAUAAAAUCCUGAAUGAAGAGAAGUUUCACUGCGUUCUGGAAUGGGCAGAAGAUGUGCAAGUUUACUUGAAAAGGAGGAACGACCAACUUCUCUCUAUCAAUGGAAUUUCAAAAAAAGGAAGAAGUUCUCCCAAAGGCACUAAAAAACCAGACGCAUCAACUUUGAAGAAAUCAGGAAAAAAAGCUUUGAGCCCUACUCAAAAAGGAGUGACCCUUAGACAGUAUUUCAUGAAACAUCCAAGCAUAGAGAAAUCUCCAGAAGCACAAAGGAAAUGCAAGGAAGAGUUGCAAAAAAUAGCUCGUCACACCUUAGUGGUACUGCUGAAACCAAUUGUGAGUAAUUACGUAUUAAAAAAGAAGUUUCGUCACAUGUGUCUUGAAGAGAUGCCCUGGAGGUCUCAGAUGAAUAUAUAUAUGGCAGUUGCACACUACAGCUUAUUUAAAAAGAAUCUGGAAGAGCAAUAUAACAUUGGAAUUUGUGGUUCACAGCAUUUGGACAGUUACAAUAUUUUGGAUCCUGAAAUAUUCUCAUUAAAUAAUUCUGGCACGGUAGUGGUGAGAGAAGCCGUAGAGAAUAGCAUAACACCAACUCCUCCUGUAAUUAUAGAAUCAGGAAUGACCAAAGAACAAACUCGUAGAGAUAAAUAUGUUAAGCCCAGCAUUAAAAUAAGUGGAACAAAUACUCCUCGAACUCAAACAACAAAUGAUACAGAAACAUCUGUCUCUUAUUCCCCCAGAGAAUGCAACCAGUUCCUGACAAACACCAUUUUAUUGGAGCAUUUUACAAAAAUCUUUUUGCAUUUAAAAAAAGCAGUGGUUCUUGCUCACCGUGGUGGCCACUGGACAUUGCUUCAAAAUGCUUGUCGUGAACUUUGGAACUAUACUCAAGAAUUACAGUUCAUUGCUAACCAUUUAGACUCCCAAACGGAUACUUUUCCCAUUACCAGAGAUUUCCUUAGGAAUACCAUCUGGUUGCCAUUUUAUUUGGCAUCAGACAUGAUCAUUGAUAUGAUAACUGAACUACAAGCAAGCAGGUCUCUUAAGAUUGUGGAUCCUGAAGGAGACUUCUGCAUUCCCAGUUGUUUAGGAGGUAUUAUGGAUGAGAAUGGCGGUUCUAAUCUCCAUCCACAGUCUCCCCUGGAUGAUGUGAAUGUGGUUGACUUGAAAUGGAUAUGUAAUCUGAUUCUUAAAACAAUAGAAUUGUUAUAUAAAAUGAAGAAGUGGGAAUCACUAGUACACAUAGCUGUACAAUUUAACAUAUUUACACAUGAGAGAUACACAGAACAAGUGAGUCCACUGCUGGUGUAUGCUCAGAGGCAGCUGCUGGAAAGGAUACAGCAAUUUAGUGGCUUGGACAGCCAUGAACCUAAUUUCGUAAAAUAUCUCUCUGAUAAUGCACAUAAGAUGAAUUGCAGAAACUACAUAGGGCAGAAAAUACAGCUGCCUGUUGCCCAUUCUGCUAGUGAACAGAUUUUUCCUGGAUGCUUUUUCCACCCUGAGACGAAAAAUGAUUAUACAGUGAGUACAGCGAAAGCCUUAGUUUCUGUACCUCUUGAUGUGAAUGAUACAUUGAAAUGUUUUAGAGAAAGUCUACAAAAAGCUAACUAUCACAGCAGAGCACUGAGACACAGCAGAAAACUGCUUUCAUUAUUUCUUGCAUACGCACAAGAAAAACCUGAAAGAGCAAUCAGCAGUCAAAUCUCUUCAAGAAAAAGGCUGGAAUUUGAUGCAGGAGCUGAAGUGAUAUAUCUACCAACACCAUGUGACCUUUCUCAAGAAAAAUUUGAUUUCUCCAGUAGGGUUGAGAGUAAACCAAUACCACAGUCACAUCUUUCACUAAUUAUCACUUCCUAUGAACAAACAAUUGGCAUCCUUGAAAUAAACAAACAAAGAGAUCUUAAGGUUCAGGCUCUACAUGAACUUGGAAAUCUUCACUUCUAUGCUGGGAACAAAAGAGCUGCUUUUAAAUAUUGGUGUCAAGCCCUUGAUGAAACACUCAACAUUGCUGAUGCUCUUAGCAACUGGCAAGAGUUAUGUUUUCCAAAAAAUCCUACAGACUGCUGUACAGUUGGAAGAUUGACUGAUAUUAGUCAGAAAUUUCUUUCUCAGGCUGGAAUUUGGGGAUGUUUACAUGCAGCAGUCUUAGUGGCUAAGAUAGCUCAGUAUAUAGCAACAUCAAAGAUAAGUUUAAGAAAUAAAUACUGCUAUUUUUCUGCUAUACUUUUUAAGACCCUGUUUAGAGCUUCUCUUCCACAUCCAACGUCUGACUGUGACUUUGCACAGUACGAAACAAAUAUGCUUAUUCCUGGUAUCGACUUGUUCUCUGAUCGCUACAGAGCUGAUAUCUCUACUGUGGUUGCAAGUCUGAAUUUCCUUAUGUUUGAACUACAUUGUGCAAAACAAAAUUUAAUUAUUUUACCAUUGUUCACAUUAUACCAACACAUUGUUUCUGAGAUUUGUAAGGACCCGGUAAAAUCUAUUGAAGGAAGAAUCUUCAAGAUUAAAGUACUUACAGAUAUAGGAUUUUUUACAGAGGCUUUUCAUGAACUGUCUUUGCUUAACUGUGGAGAGAGAAUUCCAUGGAAAAUACCUGCAGGAUACAGAAUAAUUGAACAAAUGAUGGCCUUACAGAAAUUUGACUCCUCAGAAUCUCUCCUGACUGUUACAAAUUUACAGGUACUGGAAGACAUAUUUAAUCGAAGUCUGUCUUUAACAAUGGUGCCACUGUGCAACCAACAAAUAAUGAAUAAACUAACCUUAGCCAAAAUGCAUUUCAUUAUUUGCCUUUCUGCCACAAUAAAUAAUAUACCUGAAAAAGUGGAAAAACACAUGUAUUCUGCUGAUACCAACAAGCUGAAGGAGCCAAGCACAAUUACAGCAUCAAAAGGUGAUGCUGGUAAGAAUUCUAAUAAGAAUUCAGGACAACAGGAACAAAAAAGCACAGUGAUGCAACUCGUUGACUGUAAAGAUGAAUUAAAUAUGGCCAUGCUGAAGGGGAUUUUACUGACAGAAGCUGAAGAAAGUCUUAGCCAUCUUGUGCAGAACAUACAGGACAAAUAUGAUGGGAAGGUAUCUCAGUGUUCUGCUGAAGAUUUAGAGGUUCUUCUGGAGGCCAAACUUGAGCUUGCCGCUAUUUCUCAGCAAUGGCAUCAAGCAGCUUUCAGUGCUGCUUUGGCUUUUUCUGCAAUUCAUCUUCUCCAAGAUGCAGAAAUUUUUAGGAUGGAAGGGACACAUUCUAAAGAAGAAAAGGAUGAAAGACAGUGUUUGGACUCUUACAUCAAAGAUGUUCAACUGCCUCACAGUGUAACAGCACAAGAUCAUAUAAAUGUACAUCUAUGGCUAAGGUGUCGUACAACAUUAGUGACUGCACUAGUAGCACAGAUACAUGGUGUUGGUGAUAUGGAAGAAAAUUAUGUGGCUGAACGCAGAAGUGUGCUAAAAGAAGUAAUACUAGAGGCAGAAGCCUUUGGUGAUAUUGAGACUCAGGCUGAAAUGAUGGUGCAAGCUGCUAUUCUUGACCUGCAAGAAAAACGUCCCAUGGCAGACAUUAAACUUCUUUUGGAGAAUAUCAUCAGUUUACUCCAAGAGGAUACAUUAAUUUCCCCUCCAGCUUCUUUGACUCUUGUGAAAAGUAUGCUUCUGCUGGCAGACAUACUAACACUGCAAACAGUAGAGGAUACAGAACAUUGCUCUUCUACAGUGGAACCACUAAACUUACUAAUUUUGGCACAUGAGCUUACCAUUAACGCAAUUUUUGUUUGCGGAGAACCCAUUGAACAGCAAAUAGAUGACAGUACCAUGACUUGCCUGGUCCUACCUACAAAAAAUAUCUACCUGCCACACAUGAACUUGCUAGCCCAAGUCAAAAUGAGAAUCGGACACACAUUAGCUGAAAAAGUAGCUUGUACACCUGCAAGUGGAGAUCCACUGCAAUGGCUAAGUGCUCUCAAACAUUUAGAAUCAGCAUUGAAGCUUUGCAGAGCAUCUGCAAUGAAAAGAAUAGAUCUGGAAGCUGAACUUCUUUUUCAGAUAGGUAAGGUAGAAUGCCAGAUAAAUGAAGCAAGCAAUAGCAAGUCAUCUCGAGCUGUUGAAACCCUGAUGGAAGCUAUAAAACUCAGCCAGCAACAUGAUCAAAAAUAUGAGUUAAUAAGAAGAUCAUACCUUGAAAUAGCACUAUUAUAUUUGCAUUUUGCCACAAAUAAUGAGGAUAUGUCACAGACAGAUAAGAUGGUGCCUUCCAAAUCAAACACCUCUUCUGGAGAACUCUCUUCUCCUGAGGAGUCUCCAAAAUCAGAAGGCUACAAAGUACAAGCCUGGAUUGCAGUAAGAGCAGCUACACAGGUCAGUGAAGCUGUGCUGGAUUCUCAGCUAUUAAUUGGAAAGAAGAGUAUUAAAGAACACAGCAUGAAGGAUGCAGUGCAACAGAAAAUCCCAGAAUUUGCUUCCAUGGAUCUUCUUGCUUCAUACAGAGAUUUUUUGUCUGAUGGAUACAAUGUUGUCUCUGAAAGUCCCAAAGCAUUUUCUACGGAAACUGAACAAAUCAUAGAAGACAAGCAGAGACAAAGUGAAGGAACAGAAAGUCUUGCCACCAAGGCCAGACAGAGGAAAGAGACAAUAACAUGGAUUCACUUAAUUCACUACCACAAUUAUUUAAAAAGACUUUAUAACACAAAUCUUCUAUUUGCUGCCCCUGACUCAAGACCUGGAUCAUUUUCUGCAAGAGACGGACACCUUAGUUCUGUUUUUGACACAGGGAUUGGUCUCCGCAUAGCAGAAAUGCAUUCCUUUCUUGAAAGGCAUUUGGUUCAUUAUUCAGUGUGUUGUCUUGAGAAUUUCCCAGAAGAGUUACAUGAUGUAGAAUUGCCACUUGAUAGGCCAGCUGAUUCUUCAAAGGUGUCUCUUGAAAUUACUGGAACUACACCAACGAUGUCACGGGUGGGAAUAGCUUCUCCAGUUUCUGUCAUCGCAGAAGCAGAGAGUCAGAUGGAGAGGAGGGCAGCAAAUGCUUCAAAUAAGGAAAUUAACAUUCAGUGGUACAUUCCUUCUCUGGCAAAGCCAUCCAACGAUACAGAGACUAAGGUUUUGUUGCUUUAUGCUUAUAAUACAGAGCCUGUCAAGGUUACUGACAUCAAGAAUUUCAGUUCAAUGUCUAUAUUUUCAGGCCACUUGUGGAUUCCAUUGUCUAGAAUUAUUUGUUUACGGAGGGAAUUAUCUAAUCUGAAGCAGCAAGUUGAAGUGUUGAUGCAAAGUUCUAAAAGCUCGUCUUCAGCUUCAGAACCUACAUGUUUCCUUGAACAAAGUGAAACUUUGGAUGUAACUCCUUCAAAAACCCCCAAAAUGAAUUUUGCAAAAGUGCAUCUUGAUGAAAAAACAGAAGAAAUGGCCAAAAAGUGUUUAUCUGAAGUCAAAGCACUGCUGUCCGUUGUCCCAGCCCUGUCCUUGCCAGUAACUGAGAUCCCAUUUGAUGUUACUUUGAAGUCAAUAGCAACUUUGGAAGAUAUGUUUGAUCCUGCCAACGGCUGUAUAAUAACUGAAGAAAGUCUUUUCAAUUGGAUCAUUUCUCUGUUUCACUAAAUUCUAUUUUUGCAAUUUAAUCAGUUGCUGAGUGCUACAGAUUUAGACUUAACUUCUUGUGUUAAUGAAACAACCUCAUUAAUCACACUAGGGUAAUGUGUUUUAUAAUUUUCAUUUUUAUCUCAUUUCUAAUGAUUUAAAAUUAAUAGUUUAAAAAAUUAAAAUACAUUUUUAGGAAUUAAAUGUAUUAAAAGUAGUUCAUUAAUAAGAGGAUUAAAAAAUUGCUUUAUUCAGUCAUCUAUAAUUAAGUGAGUUUGCUGGGGGUUUUCUAGCUUCUCAGUAGUUUCUUAUUGUUUAGAAAAGCUGCAUAGGCUUGUAGCCUUCAGCAUCUGCUAAUAGAUACUGCUUUUUACCUGAAGUUUUAUUCUCAUCAGCAAUUUAAUUGCUUUUCCAGUUAUUAAAAGUUGAUUUUAUUUCUGA